UGGAACGGGUUGAUCAAUUGUCAGGUGAAAAGACAGAAAGUAGCAAGGAGAUUGGGUGAGACGUGAUAAUUGCAAAAGUUGGGUCAAAAUGAUCAAAGUAUCAACGUCACACGAACCUGUUCUCUGCAAGAUGUGCUUCUUGUGGGGUUCGGACGAUAGUAAUCCGAGCGCAAGUCAUGUUCGAUCCCCAGUUUUAACAUAUGAAUCAGGUAAUUCUCUCCACGCGGGGAAAAUUUCAGACAGAACUGCAUUGCAUUGCAUGUCAGUGGAGCAGAUUUGGUGUUGCUGUAUGGUCGGACCACUGUGGUCCGAAGUCGUGUGACUGGGCGGUCUCUUUGUGAUAUUCCAAGGUCUUUCGAUGAUGAGCAUGUACAUAUAUGGACGAUGAGGUGCUGCAAUGUUCCAUGUGCUUUGCAUCCUG
Bipolaris maydis ATCC 48331 is the source of this 421-nucleotide messenger RNA. The record is from RefSeq and is a predicted model, not a curated record. NCBI's taxonomy places the organism in Eukaryota, Fungi, Ascomycota, Dothideomycetes, Pleosporales, Pleosporaceae.